This is a messenger RNA of Emiliania huxleyi CCMP1516, 273 nucleotides long. RefSeq lists its product as hypothetical. NCBI's taxonomy places the organism in Eukaryota, Haptophyta, Isochrysidales, Noelaerhabdaceae. The record is from RefSeq and is a predicted model, not a curated record. The transcript is spliced from 2 exons. Bases 1 to 273 code for a protein of 90 amino acids.
AUGGUACGGGACCCCUCGAUCGUCUCGCCCUCCCUCACUGGAUCCGGGGUUUCUCAGCUGGCGAACGCCAACUUCGACACCGGCAGACCGACCGUCCCCGGGUCGACCCUCGGCGGUGAGACCACGUGCUCUGUGUGCUUCACCAACCCGAAAUCGCACGUCGCGGCUCCCUGCGGCCACCAGUGCGCGUGCGGCCCCUGCUCCGCCAGGAUGGAGUCGUGCCCCAUCUGCCGCGCCCCCGUGCUGAUGUGGAUGCAGCUCCGCGUUGCCUAA